AUGGACCGCCAGCUCGGGCCGCUGCCGCGAUGGCCAACUGCGCUGGCCUUUCGCCGGGUUCGGAAAGAGGACUUGGAAGCUUGCGCUUCCCUUGAGGCUGCUUCGUACCCAGCGGACGAGGCGGCAUCACCAGAAAAUCUCGCCCUGAGACAGCGCGUGGCCAAUGACUUCUUCUGGGGCGCUUUUGAGAAAAGCAAUGGGUCUUUGGUUGGCUUCGUUUGCGGAACUUGUGCAGCUGGAACUUCUUUGACACACGAAUCAAUGGAGAAGCACGUUCCUGGAGGCGAGCUUCUUUGUGUUCACUCCGUGGUGGUCCAGAAGCAUCUUCGGAGAAAAGGAGUUGCCUCGGCAAUGCUCCGAGAGUAUUUGCGGGCUGUGGCGGCCUUGCAUGCUGCUCCAGGCUCGUCGCCACCACGAGCGUGCGCUCUCAUAGCCAAGGCAGGCUUGGUGUCUCUGUACGUGAACGCCGGCUUUCAGCUUGUCGGGCUUUCCCCCGUCGUGCACGGCGCUGACCCGUGGUUCGAGCUCCAGGUGCGGGACAUUGUGCGUACGGCAUCUGGCGAGCACAUGAUCCAGUGCGAUGCUUUUGCGGCUGUGCCGUGCACCGGGAAUUCGGCAGCUGUUGUGUUUUCGCAUCGCGGCGGCGAUGCAUCAUGGAUGCAAAAGGUGGCAAUGGAGAACAACCUCGCUGAGACUGCUUUCGUGGAGCUGCUUUCCAUCGAAUCCGAGUCAAACGAGGAAGCGCACCGUUUUGCGAUCCGCUGGUUUACCCCAACUUGCGAAGUUGAUCUCUGCGGUCAUGCCACGCUUGGUGCAGCACAUGCGCUGUGGACCACUGGCCGUGCAUCCAAGCGACGACGAAUCGAUUUUGAAUCGAAAGCCUCUGGGACUUUGAGCUGCAGCAUGACAGAUACGGGCUGGAUACAGAUGGAUUUCCCGGCAGACAUGCCGAAGAUGGCAGAUGCCUCGGUUGAUGGCUCGAUGCCCACCGCAGAUGCCUUGGGCAAAGCGCUUGGGCUGUCGGGAUCUGACGUUCUUGCCAUCGGUCGUGGGAAGUUCGACAUCCUCUGCGAGCUGUCGCCGACCGCUUUCGAUCGGAUCAAGCCUGAUCAAAGUGCUCUCGCUUGCUUUGAGUGCCGCGGUGUGUGCGUAACGACGCAGGGCUGCGAAGGAAGCAGUGAUGCUGAGCGUGCUGCUGCAGCGGCUGCUGGGAGCGUGGUCGACUUCCGAUCCCGGUUCUUUGGACCACGGGCUGGCAUUCCAGAGGAUCCCGUAACAGGAUCGGCGCACUGCAUGCUGGGCCCAUAUUGGAUGCAAAAGCUCGGCCGAGGUUCGAACGGUGCAAACAGCGCAGGCCAAGUCAUCGGAUUUCAAGCAUCACCUCGAGGCGGUGUUGUUAAGUGCGAAGUCCGAGGAAACGGACGGGUUGUGCUGUCCGGCCCGGCAGUUACGACGCUGGAGGGCAUGAUGUAUUGUAACUGA
Symbiodinium necroappetens is the source of this 1482-nucleotide messenger RNA. The record is from the annotation of a GenBank genome assembly. Lineage: Eukaryota; Dinophyceae; Suessiales; Symbiodiniaceae.